This is a messenger RNA of Cherax quadricarinatus, 971 nucleotides long. RefSeq names its product fatty acid-binding protein, liver. Lineage: Eukaryota; Metazoa; Arthropoda; Malacostraca; Decapoda; Parastacidae. The record is from RefSeq and is a predicted model, not a curated record. Gene Ontology annotation, molecular function: fatty acid binding. Gene Ontology annotation, biological process: fatty acid transport. Gene Ontology annotation, cellular component: cytosol; nucleus.
UAUAAGGCAGGUGUGGAGGGUUGGAGAGUCUCAGUCAGACUUGUUACACUACUUCAGUCUCUCAACACACCAUCACCAUCAUGUCCAUCGCUGGCACUUACGUCCACAGCUCUAACGAGCUCUACUCUGAGUGGCUGACCGCCCUGGGAGUGCCACCUGACAGUGCUGCUAAGUUGACAGCUGCCAAGCCUACUUUGGAAGUGAGCCAGAGUGGUGAUCAAGUGGUGGUAAAGACCACAGCUGGUGACAAGAAUUUCACAAACAUUAUCACACCGGGCCAAGACUCCAAGACUGAACUAGCAGGAGGACUCAAGUACACUGUGAACUUGACAAAGAGUGGGUCGUCGCUGGAAGGUAAAUGGAUGAUGGGUGACAAGAAUGGCAAGGUUUCAGUCACGUUUACCAACGCUGGAAUCACACAGCCUUGAUUGUCAACUCGGGUCAUCCGACGCACGCAAGAUAAAAUAAAGACAGUAGGGAUCUUGCCAAGAUCCAGAGCCUUCAACUGCACCUCUCUACCUACACUGGUUCCCGCCCCUUUUUCCACACAUAGCCAACCACCCAGUCCACUACACACCAUACAAGCAGCCUUCUCCCAGUUGUUGCGGCACCAGCGUUCAUGGUGGUUUAGGAUUGGCUAAUUAACUACUUCAACUUUGUUCAACUUUGCGGUGAUCAGAGGAUCAGUCAACCUCUCCUCGGCAGAAUAUAAUCGUGUUGUGGACACCGUCGACUGUCUAGUCAAGAUCAGCUGUGACUCCUCCCACCAUCAUCGACAACGGCAUUGAGCUCCAGAAUCAUUCAAUACUAUGUGCCCAGAACAUUGGCACGGCACCAUUCUACACUAAUUAUUUAUAUCACUAAUCACUAAUUAUUUAUAUAUUUAAUUUUUCGUAAAGUAGGAUUAAUUCCAUAAUUGUUUUAUAUUAAUGAUGUUUGUUAUAAUAAAAAUUGUUUAUCUUAUUAUGUUA